AUGAAACUUCUACCCGACAUGAUGAAUAUAAGAACUCCACUCAUCAGACAAAUACGACUUCUGAGCUUCUUACAAACUCUUGAUGUUGGAGCUUGUUCCAAGAUGUGUGUCGAUAAACAGGAAAUUGCUGCUACUAUGAAACAUGCUACUGUGGAUAAUGCUAUUGUGAAUAUCCCUGAACUUGUUGAUGAAGAUCAUGCUAGUAGUGAUGAUUCAAAACUUGAGGAUGACAACAACAUGAUAAUUGGAAAUUUUGUGAGCAACAAGUCUAAAAUGAAGUAUAUGUCUAGUGAUUGGAAUGACAAUAUAUAUAAUAUUGGUCAAGCUUUCAUUGGUGGUGCAGUCGAAUUUCGGGAUAAGUUGUGCAAGUUUGCAGUUGAAAAGUGGUUUGAGUUUAACUAUGUUAAGAAUGACAGGUGCCGUGUUAGUGCUACUUGUGCCAAGAAAGAUUCCGAUGGGUGUGAAUGGUACGUUUAUGCUUCCUCAAACAAGGCUAGUGGUUAUUUCCAUAUAAUAAAGUUGGUGAAUAAUCAUUCUUGUGUUGGUGUUGUCCGGUAUCAAAAUCAUAAGAGGCUAGGAUCCAAAGUUAUUUCCACUAUUAUGGCUGAUAAAGUGAGAUCCGAUCCUUUGAUUAAGCCCAAGGAUAUUGUCAAGCAUUUCAAGCAUGAUUAUGGGUUUGAUAUUCCUUAUCACAUGGCAUAUAGGGGCAAGGAGGCUGCUAAUAAGAUGUUACAUGGUAGUGAAGCAUUUGGGUAUUCUCUAUUGCCUUGGUAUAUUAAUACAUUAAAGAGAACUAACCCCGGUUCAUACUGCAUCCUCGACUCUCUUGAUAAUCGUUUUCGUCGAUUGUUUAUAUCUUAUGGGGCUUGCAUAAACGGCUUCAAAUAUUGUCGACCUAUGUUGUUCCUUGAUGGGACUUUUAUUAAAAACAAGUAUAAGGGGAUGCUAUUGGGUGCUUGUGCUAAAACAGGGAACAAAGAUGUUUUCCCAUUUUCCUUUGCCAUUGUUGAUGCUGAAAGUAAAGAGAAUUGGAGGUGGUUCCUUGAACAUUUGACAAUAAUCUUGGCAAGACUACCAGAUUAUUGUAUUCAUGACAGACCGCAGAGCUGGUAUCCAAGUUCCUAUGGUUCUACUUUUAAGGAACACAUUGUGAGAUUGUUUACACAAGCUGCAUAUGCUAGGACUUUAGAUAUCUUCAAUGAAAAGUUGGAAGAAUUUAGGAAGAAAAGUCGUGGGCAAGGUCAGUCCUUUCUUUCUAACUUGCCACCCGAAAACUAUGCUAUUGCUUGCUUCCCUGCUAAAAGAUAUGGCGAAAUGAGUAAUUCUUUGGCAGUGAGCUUCAACAACAUGGUCAAGGAUGAGAGAUGCAUGCCGCUGCCUCAGUUGCUUGAAGGCAUUCGUGUGAGAGUUAUGGAGAUGUUUUGUGAAAGGAAGGUUUAUUCUUCUACUUGGAGGAGUGUGCUAUGUCCUAAGCUUGAGAAAAAGUUGUCGAAAAGGAUAGAAACAGGGAGAAAUUGGAGAGUUAGCCAGUCUACUAAUGAUAUUUUUGAAGUUUGUACAGAGGAUAGCACCGUCAUGAUGAACUUGGUUGAGAGGGAGUGUUCUUGUGCUUGGUGGCAGUUUAGGUGCUUUCCAUUCCCGGAUCUUGAUAAGCCCAAUCCUAGUAGUUUUGGUGAUUCAGCUUUGCAGCCUCCCAAGACUCGAAAACCUCCCGGAAGACCAUGGACAAGGAGGAUCAAGUCGUUUGGGGAAGAGUCCAGACCAGUGAGAUGCACAAGGUGUGAUCAACUUGGCCACCACAACCGCAGGUCAUGCAAUGUGGUUAUCUGA
Messenger RNA from Rosa rugosa (rugosa rose), 1830 nucleotides. RefSeq lists its product as uncharacterized. Bases 1 to 1830 code for a protein of 609 amino acids. NCBI's taxonomy places the organism in Eukaryota, Viridiplantae, Streptophyta, Magnoliopsida, Rosales, Rosaceae. The transcript is spliced from 4 exons. The record is from RefSeq and is a predicted model, not a curated record.